AUGCGAGACUUUUGUCUGGAACUACCCAAGCGACGGCAGUCCAUUGGCAGUGUCCUGGCCUGCGACACGUCUGACCGCCUCACGGAGAUACAGAACAUCCCUGAUCCCGUUGAUGUGUGUGCGGGUGGGCAGCACUCGCUGGUGCUGACGCAGAGUGGGGAUGUCUACUCUUUUGGCUGCAACGGCGAGGGCGCUCUGGGCAGGAGUACCAGUUCCAGUGAGCCAGGCAGCGAGUCCUUGCCCGCCUUGGUCGAUCUGCCGGGCAAGGCCCUGUGCAUCACUGCAGGCGGCUCGCACUCGGCCUGCCUGCUGGCGAAUGGCAGCGUUUACGCGUGGGGCUCGUUCCGCCUCACGAUCGAUGGCAUUGCACUGAAACCCACUCAGAUCUUGGCCGGCACCGAGUGCUGCAGCAUUGCCUCAGGCAGGAAUCACUUGGUGGUUCUAUCAACUCGCGGCAAGGUCUACACAAUGGGCUGCGCCGAGCACAGACAGCUGCGGAGCAUCCCAGAGCGCUCAGUGCUCCGCCCAAAUCAAAUAAAUAUCCGUUCCGCCAAUCCUUUCAAUGCCAUUUGGGCCACAAACACCUGCUGCUUCCUGCGUGAAUCGCAGACGGAAACCAUCUGGGCCGCUGAUCUGAACAACUGCCAGCACUUCGCGCCAAUCAAGACAACCCUCAAGGACGUCACUCAGAUUGCUGGCGGGGAUCAACAUACCUUGAUGCUCCAAGGGAAUCGCCUAUUCUCUGUCGUUGGGCUGGGCGAAAGCGGUACCGAAAUCGUGUCCCAACUGGCGCCCGUCAGGAAUCUGGAGUGCAGCAACAUUGUGUCUGUGGCCUGCGGAGACGUUUGGUCCUAUGCCAUCACCGAGGAUGGUCUUCUGUAUUCCUGGGGCACGGACUCCAGCAAGGCCGGCAAGGAUGAUAAACCGACCCGUGUCAUCAGCCGGAAUACCGCCAAUAAAAAAAUACUCCUAGUAUCUGCGACGGCACGUCAUGCUCUCUUCCUGGCCCAGUUUAAUCCUUAUGUAUUUAAUUCUCUGAAAGACAAUCUUCUUACAUUUCCAUAG
Drosophila persimilis is the source of this 1065-nucleotide messenger RNA. RefSeq names its product regulator of chromosome condensation. NCBI's taxonomy places the organism in Eukaryota, Metazoa, Arthropoda, Insecta, Diptera, Drosophilidae. The record is from RefSeq and is a predicted model, not a curated record. Gene Ontology annotation, molecular function: guanyl-nucleotide exchange factor activity. Bases 1 to 1065 code for a protein of 354 amino acids. The transcript has a single exon. Gene Ontology annotation, cellular component: cytoplasm.